Molecule: messenger RNA, 914 nt
Organism: Ananas comosus (pineapple)
Lineage: Eukaryota; Viridiplantae; Streptophyta; Magnoliopsida; Poales; Bromeliaceae
Exons: 8
Coding region: 74-775 (233 amino acids)
Cellular component (GO): chloroplast stroma
Source: RefSeq, a predicted model, not a curated record
GACGUCUCCUCCGCCAAAACAAAACGCCGUAUCCGCCGAUACGGAUAACGCUCCCUCACUCCCACGCUCAUUAAUGGCUUCUCUGAGCUUCUCGUCCAUCGCUCUCCACUCCAUUCCCCAAAAGCUACCGCGAACGAAGAUCUCAUGCGUAGGAUGGGACCCGGAGGGCAUCCUGGGGCCGCCGCGCGGGGGCCACAUCGCGCGCCUCGAGAUCAGGCGGCGCCUCGAGAGGGACGCCGACGCGCGCGAGGAGAUCCAGCGCCGCGCACGCGAGGAGCGGCUGCGCCGGCGCGAGAGCCGGGAGGCGCGCGUGGUGCCGGAGACGGAGGAGGGGCUGGUGGAGUACUUGUUGGACACGGAGGCUCGCGAGAUAGAGAUCGAGAUUGCCCGGUUGCGGCUGAGAUUAAAUAAAGAGUUCUUCGAUCACCUGCAGCGUGAAGUUGGGCAGCUACGUUUUGCAUUGAACAGAACUAAGGAGAUGGAUGAAAGAUUAAUUGAGCUUGAAGCUAUGCAGAAGGUUCUGCUGGAGGGAACAGAGGCAUAUGACAAGAUGCAAGAAGACCUUGUGUCGGCUAAAGAAAGGCUCAUGAAGAUAUUGCAAUCUAAAGAUCGAAAGGCAACAUUGCUAGAGAUGGUCGAGCGAAACGAGCUGAACCGAUCGGUAUUGGCCCUUCUGGACGAAAAUAUAGCAAAUGCGCUGAAUAACGAUCAGGAAGAAGCUGCAGCUUUCAUGGAGAACGUGCGGUCGACUAUUGUGAAAUACAUCACCGUAUAGUAUGCUAUUUCCAUAUCAGCUUCUCAUUGUUUGUGCUUGAGACAUUCAUGUACUACAUGUAAAUGCUUCUACAUUGUCUGAUAUUGAUUUUAUUUUGAAAUCCGAGCUGGGGACAUUUGAGGUAAAAUUUUCAUACUAA